AUGAGUACUCAAGACUAUGAAUACCCACUUCGAUCCACACUUCAAGUAGUAGACAAACCAGCAGUUGCAGAUAUCGUAGAAUUCUCAGCAUCCAACCACAGGUGGCGUAACCGCUUUCGUCCAAUAUAUCUAGAGUCUUCAAUCGAUAGUGUACCUGACGUAACACACAGACCAACUGUCUUGGCACUAGCACAAAUGACUAAUAAUGCCUAUCUGGAUAUCAACCUGAACGAGACAGACUGGUAUGACCUAGGCCCAACCUGGCGAGUAAAUAACUCGUUUGGCUGGGAAUCAGAUGGCAUUCGGGGACAUAUUUUUGGAAAUGAAGACAAUUCCUUAAUCGUCAUUAGUAUCAAAGGCACAAGUGCCGGUCUAUGGACAGGAGGACCUACAGGAGAGAGGGAUAAAUUGAAUGAUAACGCCUUGUUUUCAUGUUGUUGCGCGAGAAUAAGCAGAGCCUGGACGCCUGUUUGUGAUUGCUACAAGAAUAACGAGUAUGUUUGCGAAAACAGCUGCCUUCAAAAGAAGAUAUCCGAUUCAGAGCUUUAUUAUGAUAAUGCACUCGCUCUUUAUUCCGAGGUUGCUAAUACAUACCCGAACAGUACCAUCUGGAUUACUGGACAUUCGCUUGGUGGAGCAUUAUCUAGUCUGGUUGGUCAAACCUAUGGAGUGCCCACAGUCACGUUUGAAGCGCCAGGAGAUCGAUUGGCGUCUAGCAGGCUACAUUUACCCCAAGGACGAGGAGUGAAAUUACCUAUAUGGCAUUUUGGUCAUACGGCUGAUCCUAUCUUUGUGGGCGUCUGCACUGGACCAUCAAGUAGUUGUUGGUAUGGAGGAUAUGCUAUGGAAUCAAGAUGUCAUACAUCAAAGGUAUGUGUAUGGGAUACGGUUAAAGACAAUGGAUGGCGAGUGGACAUCCGAUCCCAUAGAAUAAAGGACAUGAUUGAAGCGAUUCUACUGAAGCCUGAUGAAUUUCCCAUGCCAGAAUGUGUUGAAGAACAGGACUGUGAAGAUUGUGGUCUGUGGCAGUAUUAUGACGAACGGGACGGACCUUUUCCUACUACUACUACUACUACUUCCACCGCAAGUAGAGUGACAAGUACGUCUACGACAGCUACGAGCUCUGAACCGCUUGGCGAUCCUUGGAAAACAUUCAAUGAUAUUAAUACUGAUUGA
Molecule: messenger RNA, 1176 nt
Organism: Rhizopus microsporus ATCC 52813
Lineage: Eukaryota; Fungi; Mucoromycota; Mucoromycetes; Mucorales; Rhizopodaceae
Product: alpha/beta-hydrolase
Exons: 6
Coding region: 1-1176 (391 amino acids)
Biological process (GO): piecemeal microautophagy of the nucleus; macroautophagy; neutral lipid catabolic process
Molecular function (GO): glycerophospholipase activity
Source: RefSeq, a predicted model, not a curated record